Chenopodium quinoa (quinoa) is the source of this 943-nucleotide messenger RNA. RefSeq lists its product as uncharacterized. The transcript has a single exon. Lineage: Eukaryota; Viridiplantae; Streptophyta; Magnoliopsida; Caryophyllales; Amaranthaceae. The coding region runs from base 150 to 917 and encodes 255 amino acids. The record is from RefSeq and is a predicted model, not a curated record.
ACUUUGAAGUCAAAAAAUUAAGUAGUCCCUCGUCUAGGGUUGGUAGUCCCUCGUCUAGGGUUAAUAAACUUUCGAGCGAAAUUGCCCAAUUUCUUCCCUGAUUCUACGAAUCCUUGAAGAAUUUUAAUCAAUUUCCCAAGAUUGAUCCCAUGGCAGACAAGUUGCUCAAUGAUUUCGAAAAAAUAAAACUGACGGAAGAGGAAUCGAAGGUAAUUGGAGAACGGUUGAUAGCAUCGGAGGAUGAAGGCACAAAAAAUCAAAUUGCUCUAUCGUUAGUAGGGAAACUGCUCACAUCCAAACAUUUCAAUGUGGAGGCAAUGAAACGCACGUUAACAUCGGUCUGGAAACUGCAUAACAAUGUUGUGAUCAAAAUGGUGGAGUCAAAUCUCUUUGUUUUCCAGUUUUUCAACGAUGUGGAUAAGGAGAAGCUCAUUGAUGGUAGUCCGUGGUUCUUCGAUGGCAAACUUCUUCUGCUGAAGGAUAUCGAUGGUGAAGAGCAACCAUCGGAAGUAGUUUUUCAGUACGUCCCUAUGUGGGUGAGACUCCUAGAUGUUCCUUUUAGUAAGCGUAACAGAAGGAAUCUAACUGAGAUUGGGGACUUCUUAGGUAUAUUCUUGGAGAUUGACGAAACUGAGCCCUUAGGAAUAGGGGAAUUUAUGCGGAUGAAGGUGAUGAUCGAUAUUGAUAGACCGUUACGACGGGGUUUAUUCCUAGUAGUUGGUGCAUCGGCAUCGAAGUGGAUCUCUUUAAAAUAUGAAAGGCUGGAGGAUUUUUGUUUCUUUUGUGGGAGGCUGGACCAUACAGAAGGUACUUGUAGUUUUAAGGAUGAGAUAAGGGGGGAGGGGGAUGACAUCGUCUAUGAAUACGGACCCUGGCUCCCUACUUCGCCUAGGAGACCUAUUCAGAAAUCAGAAUAGGAGAUUGCAAAUGAAAAGAGGUGGAA